Molecule: messenger RNA, 1298 nt
Organism: Cynara cardunculus var. scolymus (artichoke)
Lineage: Eukaryota; Viridiplantae; Streptophyta; Magnoliopsida; Asterales; Asteraceae
Product: histone acetyltransferase MCC1
Exons: 6
Coding region: 260-1042 (260 amino acids)
Biological process (GO): N-terminal peptidyl-methionine acetylation
Cellular component (GO): Golgi membrane
Molecular function (GO): histone acetyltransferase activity; protein-N-terminal amino-acid acetyltransferase activity
Source: RefSeq, a predicted model, not a curated record
AUCACAAUUAGAUUCCUUUCUUCCAACUUUUCCAAUUUCCCUUCAUCUCCGAUCUCCCUCCUCUUCACCCCCUUUAUCUUUAUCUACGUAUAAACAACACCAUACACAUCUCUGAUUCAACCUAAUCUCGCCGCUUAACGAUGUGUCAUCUACUAGUUUUGGUGACUUCUGCAUGGCUUGUUGUGGUCGAGUGACAUAAAUGGAAGGAGAAACCUUCGUUUCAGUUCCAGUUGUACAUCCGACUUUCGUUGGGAAUUAAAUGCCUUGCUAUUCAAUGAUGAACUUGAGUGCAUCUCGCCAUCCAACCAUAUCUUACAGGCCUAUACAACCCGCCGAUUUAGAAGUUCUUGUAAAGAUUCACGGUGAUCUUUUUCCCAUCAGGUAUGAAAUUGAAUUCUUCCACAAUGUUGUCCAUGGCCGUGAUAUAGUUUCUUGGGGAGCAGUUGACCGCAAUCGUCCUAAUGGUGAAAGUGAUGAACUUAUUGGAUUUGUCACUGCAAGAAUUGUUAUGGCAAAAGAAAGUGAGAUAGAAGACAUGCUCAGGUUUGACAAAUCAAGAUCUGAUCAGACUCUAGUUUAUAUUCUGACACUAGGCGUUGUAGAGUCUUAUAGAAAUUUUGGUAUAGCCACUUCACUCAUCCGAGAGGUGAUCAAGUAUGCUUCAAAUAUGCCAAACUGCAGAGCGGUUUACCUGCAUGUAAUUUCUUACAACAAUUCUGCCAUCCAUUUAUACCAGAAAAUGUCCUUCCUCUGCAUAAGGAGGCUGCAUGCCUUCUAUUUUAUCAAUGGCCAACAUUAUGAUGCAUAUUUGUUCAUUUACUAUGUGAAUGGCGGUCGGUCUCCAUGUUCACCUUUAGAGCUUGUUACACUUCUAGUGACAUAUAUGAGGAGAGGAUUGAAGUUGGUAAGCGCAAGAGUAUGGAAGAAGGGCGAGAAGAAUGGCCCGAAACGGGUCAAAUACAGAGACAAAAGCUGCCUUCUACCAAUGACACAGGGCAAGAGAAGCAUUACAAUUGAGGGUGCUGACAGUGAUCAUGUAUAAACUUAAUUGUAAAACCUGGGGCCAGGAGGCCAUGAUUUUCAUUUCCACCCCUCUUCAGUGUUGUUUCAUUUUCAUCUUAAUUUGGUUUGAAGCGAAACAAUAAGUCUGUCAAUCUUAUAGUAUGAAUCUGAAUACUGGGGUUUGACUUCUGUAAAUUUCCUGUCGGGUGUUUUCAUAGCGACUUCACCAUAAUUUCAUAUGUUUGUUUGAUGGAUUUUGAUGAGGAAUAUGAAAGAAUACAUAAAUAUAUUGAUUG